Molecule: messenger RNA, 1095 nt
Organism: Yarrowia lipolytica CLIB122
Lineage: Eukaryota; Fungi; Ascomycota; Dipodascomycetes; Dipodascales
Biological process (GO): protein folding
Cellular component (GO): endoplasmic reticulum
Molecular function (GO): protein disulfide isomerase activity
Source: RefSeq, a predicted model, not a curated record
AUGCGAUUCACCACCCUGUUCACGCUGGCCACCGCGGCCAUGGCGUCGCUGAUCGAUCUGACCGACAAGACGUUUGAGAAGUCCGUGCUCAAUGCCGACCACCCCACGCUGGUCAAGUUCUACGCUCCCUGGUGCGGCCACUGCAAGAAGAUGGGCCCUGACUACGACCAAUUGGCGUCCGUGUACGCGCACACUGACGACGUGGAGAUUGCACGAUACAACGGCGACGAAAACCGAAAAUUCUCCAAAAAGUACGGCAUCCAGGGCUUCCCUACCCUCAAGUGGUUCCCCGGCAAGGGGGCCGAUCCGGUGGACUACGAAUCUGGCCGAGACUUUGACUCUCUGGUGCAGUUUGUGCAAUCCAAAUCCGGCGUCAAGGCCAAGACCGCCCCCAAGUCCGAGGGCGCUAAGCUGAUCAAGACCGUCGACGACCAGUCCUUUGCCGACCUGUUCAAGAACGACAAGAAGUACGCCCUGGUCGCCUUCACCGCCAAGUGGUGUGGAUACUGCAAGCAGCUGGCGCCCGAGUACGAAAAGGUGGCGGCUGUCUUCUCCCGAGACCCCGUUUCCAUUGGACAGGUUGACUGCACUGAGCCCGAGCCUUCCCACGAUCUGCUGGAGAAAUACGACAUCAAGUCCUACCCCACGCUCCUCUGGUUCGAGGAGGGUAGCACCGAGCCCGUCAAAUUUGAGGGUGGCGACCGGUCUGUCGAGGGUCUCGUUGCUUUUAUUAAUGACAAGACUGGCCUCAACCGAAACACUGACGGCUCCUACAACGAUUACGCCGGUGUGUUCAGCGGCAAGCUACUGGAGCAGCUCAAGGAGGCUGUGGAGAACCCCACCAAGGUCAAGGAGUUCAUCGGCGAGAUCCCCCAGUCUUUCUCUUCCGUCUACGAGCGAGUUCUCAGCAAGGUCGGUUCUCUAGGAGAGGAGACAGAGGCUUACCUCGACAAGGAGAUUACCCGACUGGGUAACAUCAUUGAGAAGCGGGGUGCCAAGCAGGACAAGCUGGACGAGUUCAAGAUCCGACAGAACGUUCUCAAGUCUAUCAAGGCGCUUAAGAACAAGGUCGAGAACGUCCGAGAUGAGCUUUAG